Priapulus caudatus is the source of this 506-nucleotide messenger RNA. RefSeq lists its product as uncharacterized. The transcript has 4 exons. The coding region runs from base 27 to 491 and encodes 154 amino acids. Lineage: Eukaryota; Metazoa; Priapulida; Priapulimorpha; Priapulimorphida; Priapulidae. The record is from RefSeq and is a predicted model, not a curated record.
AUGAGUGGUGGUGUGAGAAGUGGCGGAUGGCCUGGCUGGAUUGUUCCCGGUUGCCUGUUCUUGCCAACGGGGGUCGUGUCAUGACAACAAACAAUCAUGAUGAGAAUUUGAACCUCAAAGUUACAGAUUGUGUUGGAAGAAAAAGAAAAAAACUUUCAAAACUUGUCUACGAGUUGACAGGUCAUCAGGCUGCCAAGGAGAACAGUACCGUGCAAACGAUCAAGAGAAAAAAGGCCUCCCUUUUGGAUACAGAGGCAGCUCGCACAAUAUGCCACAGCAUUGGAAAAAGAGAUUUGAUCCCUACAGACAUAAAGACGAGAGUGAAUCAAGGAAGACUUCUAUUUCUUCUCGACAAGGCUCAGUCAGUGGAAAACUCCAACCACAUGUAUUUCGUGCAGGACGAGACAGAAAAGUCACAGAAAUUUCGAGAUCACAAGGGUAACUGGGUAACCAUCAGUGUCACGGACACAUCUCUUCUCACCGACCUGUAGGCAACCAUGUACCCA